UGGUGUCCUGUCGUUCAUGUUGAAGUAUUGUAUUGUGCUAGGAAAUAUAUCAAUAAAUGAUAAGCAUUUAACAUGAUUUAAUUAAUUAAAUAUUUAGGAAAUUAUUGAAUAAGGGUAGUUGAAUUUAUAAAAAUGGCAAAUCACUAUGAAGUCCCUAAUUGGGCGGGAAAGCCUCCGACCGGACUCCACUUAGACGUACUUAAAGGGGACAAACUUAUACAGAAACUAAUGUUAGAUGAGAAAAGAUGCUACCUCUUUGGUAGGAAUCCACAAAUGAAUGACUUUUGCAUUGAUCAUGCGAGUUGCUCAAGGGUCCAUGCAGCAUUUGUAUAUCACAAACACUUAAAUAGAGCAUUUCUGGUUGAUCUGGGUAGCACUCACGGAACAUACAUUGGUAACAUGCGACUGGAAGGUAAUAAGCCAACACAACUGCCUAUUGAUUCCACAUUUCAUUUUGGAGCAUCCACAAGAUACUAUGUUAUAAGAGAAAGACCAACUGGAAACUCAAGAGGUAUAAUGGAAGACUUACCAAAUGGAGAAAAAGAAGGUGCACUAUUGGGGUUACCAGAGACGCAGACUGAAUUGGAUAACCUCACUGAAUUCAACACUGCACACAACAGAAGAAUUUCUAUGCUCGGCAUUUCCAUUCCCACAGAUGACCCUGACGUCAUUAAGCCACAAACGGGCACAAAACGUCAUGCAACUACGCCCUCCGGUACAUCGAAGCACCAACGGCGGAACGUGUCUUUUAACGAAGAGGUGGACAUCAUCAACCCCGAAGACAUUGACCCAUCCAUUGGCAGAUUCAGGAACUUGGUGAGGUCGACUAUUGUGCCAACAGCUAACUUGCCUGCUAAGAAACUGAGACUGCAGACCGCAGAGGAAACACAUACCCAUCACUCACUCAGACUGCAGGAUAUGGCGAGAACUAACAACCUGUAUUCUGAUCUCCCUGCGCCAUCUUCCUCGCACUUGAGCCUUAUCGGAGCAAGGUUAGGUAUACCUCUACCCAAUCCUGCACCAGAUGUAGAGUUGGAAGGACCGGAAUCACUCAUGAAUAUGCAUUUAACACAUCCACACCCAGGUCUCGAAGAGUGUGCAGCGUCGAUCGAGCCGAAGAGGAAGAAGUACGCAAAGGAGGCUUGGCCUGGACGAAAACCUGGCCUUAUAUCCGCUAUAUGAGCAUACCUUUAUUUUCUUUACAUUGUGUAUAUGUAUUAUCAUUGUGUACUUGUGCCUAAAUAAAUAUAUUAGUAAAUGG
Molecule: messenger RNA, 1261 nt
Organism: Leptidea sinapis
Lineage: Eukaryota; Metazoa; Arthropoda; Insecta; Lepidoptera; Pieridae
Gene: NiPp1
Product: nuclear inhibitor of protein phosphatase 1
Exons: 9
Coding region: 133-1182 (349 amino acids)
Cellular component (GO): nuclear speck
Molecular function (GO): mRNA binding; protein serine/threonine phosphatase inhibitor activity; protein binding
Source: RefSeq, a predicted model, not a curated record